CUGACGUCCCAAUGAGGUCCGGUUGGCUCAAAGGAUUAUUGCUGGCCGUCUUUGUGACGGCGGCCCUCCUGUUCCUGAGCUCCAUUGGAAGCCACAAGAGGGACAACUACGACAACUCCAUCAGGGAGAAAAAGAUGUGGCAGAAGUUGGAGCAGGGCAUGGACCGGCUACUCGACCUGGUGGAGAAACUUGAACCAAAAGAGUCGUCAAUCCAGCAGAAGGAAGUCAAAGUAGUUAAGAAGGUGGCGGGGAAGAAACUCUUCCCCAACUCGGCUCUGUUCAAGACGUGGGGCGAUGGGAUGUCGGAGGAAGAGCAGAAAGAAGCAGAGAACCUGUUCGGCAGAUUCGGUUACAACGCCUUCCUCAGCGACAGGCUCCCGCUCAACAGGGAGAUACCCGACACAAGGCCGGCCAGAUGUGCUGAGAGGAAGUACCCGGAUGAUCUACCCAGCUUGAGUGUGGUGUUGAUCUACCUGGAUGAAGCUCUGUCCAUCAUCAAGCGGGCCAUUCGUAGCAUCAUCGACAAGACACCCGCUCGUCUCCUGAAAGACAUCAUACUGGUGGACGACCACAGCACCAACGAGGACCUGAAGGAGAAGCUGGAAGCGUACAUCAACGUCAUCCACGAGGAACGUCAGGGCCUGAUCAAGAGAGUCCAGCACACUGAGCAACUGGGCCUCACUCAGGCCAGACUGUCAGGAUGGAAAGUGGCCACGGGCGAUGUGGUGGCCAUCUUGGAUGCCCACAUUGAAGUCCACGUGCAAUGGGCAGAACCAUUGCUGGCUCGCAUCAAGGAGGACCGAACUGUCAUUGUGACACCAGUCUUUGAUAAAGUCAAUUACGAUGACUUGAAGUUGACCCGCUACGGUCCUGCUGCCGAUGCCUUUGACUGGGCCUUGUGGUGCAUGUACGAGUCCUUCAGGCCUGAGUGGUACGAGCUCAAGGACGAGUCGCAGCCUGGCAAGAGUCCGUCUGUCAUGGGGAUACUUGUCGCAGAUAGCAAGUUCUUUGGAGAGAUCGGAAGUCUGGACGGAGGAAUGAAGAUAUACGGUGGUGAGAAUGUCGAGCUGGGCAUUCGGGUUUGGCUGUGCGGUGGCAGCGUGGAAAUCAUCCCUUGCUCCAAAAUCGCACACAUCGAGCGUGCGUCCAAGCCGUACCUGCCGGACUUGAGCGUCACCAUGAAGCGCAAUGCACUGCGGGUGGCCGAGGUGUGGAUGGACGAAUACAAGCACAACGUCAACAUCGCAUGGAACCUUCCGCUGGAGAAUCACGGCGAGGACAUCGGCGAUGUGUCUGAGAGGAAGAAGCUGAGGGAGAAGCUUAACUGCAAACCCUUUAAGUGGUACCUGGAGAACGUUUACCCCAUGUUGGACCCUCUCGCCGACUUGUUGGCGUACGGAGCAUUGAUAAACAAGCUGAAGCCGGAUCUCUGCAUUGACCAAGGUCCAGUUCCAGGCAGCACCCCCAUUCUCUACUCAUGCCACUACUUCGCCCCUCAGCGCUGCUACUACCGCACCAACGGACAACUUUACAUCGGUGGCAUCAAGUCCCACAAGUACAACAACAACCGCUGCUUGGUGGAUCCUGGCAAAGGCAUUUACCCGGCGCUGUACGACUGCAAGAUGGCCGCUGAGAAGAAGUUCCACAUGUUGUGGGACUUCCAACAGGGAACGUCCAUCCAGAACAGGGAGACAAAGAGGUGUCUGGAGAUCGCCACGGGUCAAGACGGCUACUACGAGCUUAUCAUUCAGCGGUGCACCGGUCAGAUCUGGAACAUACAGAAUUACAUCAAAGAGAGGGAAGUAAAGAAGGGACUUGAUUUUGGACUCCUAUUGUUCAACUUGUACAUGCUGCCAUUUGGCCAGCUAAUACGCAACUCCAAUGCAUCUUACUACAACUAUGCAGAUAACGCUCAGAUCUACGGGUCACUGAUGGCAGCUGAACGUCGGCAUGUUGAGUCACUUUGUCGCUGCAUAGAACAGAUCGUUGUGUGA
Entelurus aequoreus (snake pipefish) is the source of this 1994-nucleotide messenger RNA. Its product is annotated as probable polypeptide N-acetylgalactosaminyltransferase 8. The transcript is spliced from 12 exons. The record is from RefSeq and is a predicted model, not a curated record. Lineage: Eukaryota; Metazoa; Chordata; Actinopteri; Syngnathiformes; Syngnathidae. Gene Ontology annotation, cellular component: Golgi apparatus. The coding region runs from base 12 to 1994 and encodes 660 amino acids.